Panicum virgatum (switchgrass) is the source of this 432-nucleotide messenger RNA. RefSeq lists its product as uncharacterized. The transcript is spliced from 3 exons. Lineage: Eukaryota; Viridiplantae; Streptophyta; Magnoliopsida; Poales; Poaceae. The coding region runs from base 1 to 432 and encodes 143 amino acids. The record is from RefSeq and is a predicted model, not a curated record.
AUGGAAAAUUCAGAAACAGGUGUGGUGGUGUUCUUCGCACUGAUCGGACUUUGCGGGCUGCUGCUCCACUGCUUCUCCUCCGACAACACCGACCCAACAUGCCUGGGCGGGUGCUCCUACGAAUGCGUGGAAUGCUUCGCGGCCUCCGGGGAAGCCUCCUGCCUCGUCCUUGCCGUCGUCGUCGUCGUCGUCUUCGCCAUCCCCGGGGUCAUCUACGGUUGCAUCGCGGCGACUCUGGCCUUCCAGAACAUCAUGCAACGCCACUACCACAUCCUCCACAAGAUGGAGCUGACAAAGGCACGAGUAGUCUCUACUGAUCGAUCCGCUGAGUGUACCGUGUACGUCGUGGAGGACCUGCAAGGGGAUUACGCGCCGCCACCCAAGAUGGACCCGAAGCACGAGCAGCGCCUCAAGAUGUUGCAGCUCGUGUAG